Molecule: messenger RNA, 3864 nt
Organism: Cyprinodon tularosa
Lineage: Eukaryota; Metazoa; Chordata; Actinopteri; Cyprinodontiformes; Cyprinodontidae
Gene: kdf1b
Product: keratinocyte differentiation factor 1b
Exons: 5
Coding region: 236-1312 (358 amino acids)
Biological process (GO): regulation of epidermal cell division; keratinocyte development
Cellular component (GO): cell junction
Source: RefSeq, a predicted model, not a curated record
ACAGAUAGAAAGCCUUGGUAUCAGGGUGGGGGGGUCGGCUGGACGUCUCUGACUGUAGCAAUCCCUCACGUCGCAAAUGCUCACUGCAACAGUGGAGAAGAAAAACUCCCUUCUAAAAGGAAGAAAUAUCCAGCAGAACCAGGCUAAGUGUGAGCGUGCGAGAAGACAGGAGCACAAGAGGAACAUAGAAGCACUGAUCCAUCAUACCUCUCUAUGUUAGAAAAGCUAAUAAAUCAUGUCGGUUGGAAACAGUGAAAGUCUGAGACGCAGCGAGAGGCAAGGGGGCAGCAGGCAAGUGUCAUUUACAGAGGAGCGCUGCGUGGACCCAGUGGAGGACAGGCAGCCAACCAGACAGCCAAAGGGCAGCCACAAAGGGCGCCUUAAAGAUGCUAACGCCAAUGAGUCAGAGACUGUCAGAUUUGUGCCUGGUGCAGCCGAGCCCUCUUCUUCAGCAACAAGCUGUAAUCCCUGCUCUUCCCUGAAGACCUGUAAAAGUUUUUUGUGCACUGUAAUCACAUGUGGACUGUACAGGGUCUGCCAGUGCUCCAUUCUUUCUCCAUGCUUGGCGCCAAAUGAGAGCUCCCCAAAGGAGGCGGAAAAGACAAGCCUCCAAGACGUCAAACCAGAGGACCACAAAGAAGAUUCUGACAUCGAACUGACAGACUUUCACAUUAAUGGAGUCCCAGUAUUCAGCCCGAAAGAAUGUUUAGACCUUGAUAGCAAAUCUCCAUAUCCAUCCUUACCUUCUCAGACUCAUACAGGGUUUGCCUCUUUGCAUGAGUCCUUGACAUUUGAAGACUGGGAGGACGGUGAAGAGAACGUGGACUCACUGAUCACCAAGAAGCUCCUGGAGCUCUACUCUGAAUAUCAAAUCGAAGAGUUGGCCAGGUGCACCUCCGACUCAGUGUUUCUGAGGAAGAGCAAAGCCAUCGCACAGCUCAUCAACUCUGUGGCAGAGGAGCACAAAAUGGAUGAGCAGGAAGCAGAGUGCCGGCUGGUGCGGGGCAUCAUCCGCAUCAGCACCCGAAAGAGUAAAAGGAGGCCCCCCAUUCCCAUGAUGGAGAGGACGCUGUCGGACAGUGGGCACGGAACCAUGAUCGGCAGUGGAUCCUUUCCUUCCAGCAACAACAAUGACUACAAGUCAAAUCCAAACAUCCAAAUAUCAGACUUGACUUCCACUGACAAGUUUGCCAGAGACAUGUGGAGGAAGAAUGACGAUCACACUUCAAGUUCUCCAACAACCUACUCAUCCAGUCGCUCAGAGAUGGAGUCCUCAGGUGUCCCUCUGCUGUACACUUCAGUGAGGACAUGAAUCAUCCCUGCAUUCCUGUCACAUUGUUUCCGUAAGCCCACAUGCAGAAUGUUAACAGGAAGAAAUUAUUGGACUGGAGCCUCUGGCUGAGCCAAACUCCUUACAGAGGCCAUGCCUUUGCCGUGGAAGAAGGAAAAUGUCGGAAGUCUUUGAGUGACCUCAGGUUUCGGUGUGUAGAUAUACGUGUGGUUUCUAAAUAUUACAUUUGUGCUUUGAAGGAUUGCUCGUUUGGAAGUUCUACACAAAGCCUUUAGGCAAUGGCUUUAUAAAAAAUUUACACAUCACUGUUUAAAUGUUAGUUUUUUCAAAUGUUAAAUACAUAAUGACCAGUUAAAAAAACAUUUAAAAACUUUACACUACUAGUUAUUUUUAUUAAAGUAUAACAGCAUUCAGUCAUCUUCGAUUGGAGUCUUUGUAAACAAAUCUGCUCACUUCGGCUUGCCAAAGUUCUCAUAUUGGGAGAACAUGUUUUUUCUAUGGCUCUCUUCAGGUAGAUUCAUUUUAAGGUGUAGUGGAGGAUGUUCUUUUUCCUGGUGGAUCAUCAAAAUAAGUGGUUCUCCUAAUUGUCAAUCAUUCUGGUGAUACGUUUACGUAAGGCCGUCCUACGUGCUUGUCCCAUUUUCACUGACUGCUGGUGAGUCUGACAUGAUGGGAAAAAUUGCUAAUCCUCUUUUGGAAAGAGCUUGUAUGAGCUACACAAAAAGCAACUUUUAAACAGAUUAUGCAUGAGGAGAAAUGGGCUUGUGCACGCUCUUGCACGCGUUUAAUAGGUGUUCCCGCUCAGGAGCGGGUACAGGGUUGUGCAUGGCAUUUUUCUUUUAAAGUGGAGAAGGCAGAUCUUUUCGGAAAUUUGCUGAACUCCUCCACUAUACUUUUAAGGACUUAGUAGACCCUUCACUUCCUUUCCAGAAACCAUUCUGUUGUUGCUUUUGAUGUAUGCUUGGAUUUCCUGUGAAAUCUGAAUGUGUAGGAUUGUUACCUUACCAUAUAGGGAACGUUUCAGGACUUUAAGAAUCCCAGAUCAUGAUACCACUACCACAGUUUCAUCAUGGGUGGAGUGCUCUUUUGGUGAUGCUUGCCUGGAGCCAAAGUAAAGCUUCAACUGUGGGCAUAAACCAUAACACCCUGACCCGUACACCUGUAGAAUAUCAGGGAUUAAUGUUUUCUUUUCUGUUAAAUGUUCUGUGUUCAUCCAUACCUCAUCCAGGCCCAAACCGUAUAGAAUGUAUAGAUUGUUGUCACAUUCUCAAUUUGACAACUAGCCAAAACAAGGGUGGCGAACAAACAUGGAAUGUUUUUUCCCAGCUUUUUAUUGUCAUCACACUGCCACAAGUACAGAGCAGUGAAAUUCACUCUUUGCAUUUCAACCCAUCCCCUUGGGGAGCAGUGGGCUGCCAUUGUGCGGCGCCCGGGGAGCAGUGUGGGGGUUAAUGGUCUUUUUGCUCAGAGUGGCAGUCAGGCUGAAACCCACAAACUCUGGAUUCCAAGCGUAAUGCCCUAACCACUAGGCUGCCACUCCACUAACUGUCUUUAAAGCCGCAAAAAAAAAAGUCCAAGAUCAAUAGUAAAAGGAUGCAAGAGGAUGUUUGAUUCCAGGAGGGAUAAAACUUAAGUUUGUGCUUGUAGAACAAUAGAAAUAAUGGAGAACAGUAAAGCUGGAUCAAAAGGCCAGGAAGCAUUGUGAUGCAACUGUGAACUCGUUAGUGCAUGUCCUAGCUAAAUGUGCUUAUGGGGUUAGAUUACCUUUGACGCCCUAUCCACCAAGCUGUUGGUUUUCAUGGGGCAUUACAGAAUGGCUUAUUUAGUAGCUGCAUCAAUGGAUAUGGCUCUCCGGUAAAUCAGCGAUAUGGCGCCGAGCUCCAUGCACCCAGUGCUGGGAUUCUAUUUAGGCCCAAAAUGGACAAUCAAAACACUUAUCAGGAUGGAUGCUUGGAAUCUGUAGCCUUAUUUAAUCAUAAUCAGCUUGAUUCAGGCCUUUUCAGUAUCAACAUAUAACUUAACUAUGUACCUCUAAGGGUGUGUCAACCUAAGCAAGCGACUUUUUUUUUUUAACUCUCUUCAUCUAAACAAGAUGGUUUGUUUUUCAGCUAAACAGUAAAAGAUAUGACAUGUUAGAGGUGGUAAAAGUUUCCAAACAGGCCUAUAAAAUAAAAAAAAGUACCUAGCAAUUUGGCGUGGUGUGAACAGGUUUAAAAUCCACUGUUUUUUAUAUAGAUAGUUAACCGUCCGUUCCUUUUUGUAGUGUUUGUCAUUUUAAAAUGUGACUUUUGACCUUGUGGGUUUGAUUACUCUGCUCUUAUUACAUCCAGGAUUAUUGAUUAUUUUCUUUUUUGGUUUAAUGUUAAUUUCAAAACCUUGCCUAUAUAGACCUGCUUAUUUGUUUAGUUGCUUAGUUGUCUUUAAUUAUGUUUAUAUUUCUGAUGAAUUUUUGAUGUGCAAAGUGGCAAUAGUAUAAGAUAAGAUGAAGAAAUAUUGAAUGUAUUCUAAAAAAAAUUACGAGUACCUAUUUUCUUUAACAUUAGCUCUUUGUGUGUAGACUUAAAAAAAUAAGU